This is a messenger RNA of Triticum turgidum subsp. durum (durum wheat), 1077 nucleotides long. The record is from the annotation of a GenBank genome assembly. Lineage: Eukaryota; Viridiplantae; Streptophyta; Magnoliopsida; Poales; Poaceae.
AUGGCGAUCUCCAAGAGCACCCAGCCCUCGCCGGUGGCCAUCUUCCUCUCAGGGGCGGCCUCAGCGACUGCGCUGCUCGUCUUCUUCUACACCGCCACCGCAGGCCCCGCGUGGCCCACGGCGACGACGGAGUUCACCCCUCAGGGAAGCCACGCGGUGGCUCGGCCGGCUUCCGCGCCGGCGACGAAGGCUUCUUCUCCUACCAAUGCGACGGGCGGCGGCGACGACGCGUUCGCGCGGAUGCUGCGGCGGGCGGCGAUGGAGGACCGGACGGUGAUCAUGACGUCGGUGAACGAGGCGUGGGCGGCGGAGGGGUCGCUGCUGGACUCCUUCCUCGAGAGCUUCCGCGUGGGGCUCAACAUCUCGCACCUGGUGAAGCACAUCGUGGUGGUGGCCAUGGACGAGGGCGCGCUCCGCCGGUGCCGCGCCGUGCACCCGCACUGCCACCUGCUGCUCCCGGACGUCCACGGCCUCGACCUCUCCGGCGCCAAGAGCUACAUGACCAAGGAGUACCUCGACCUCGUCUGGAGCAAGCUCCGGCUCCAGCACCGCGUCCUCCUCCUCGGCUACAACCUCCUCUUCACGGACGUGGACGUGGCGUGGUUCCGGGACCCGCGGGUGCACAUCACGGCGGCGGCGGACAUCACGACGUCGAGCGACUUCUACUUCGGCGACCCGGACGACCUGGGCAACUACCCCAACACGGGCUUCAUCUACUUCAAGGCCACGGCCCGCAACGCGCGCGCCAUGGCUUACUGGCACGCCGCCAGGGCGCGCUUCCCGGAGAACCACGACCAGUUCGUCUUCAACGAGAUCAAGCGGGAGCUGGCGGCGCCGCCCAUCGGCGUCCGGAUCAGGUUCGUCGACAGCAAGCACGUCAGCGGCUUCUGCCAGCUCGGGCGCGACCUGAACCGGAUCGCCACCGUGCACAUGACCUGCUGCAUCGGCCUGGAGAACAAGCUGCACGACCUCCGGCGCGUCGUCGAGGACUGGAGGCGCUACGUGUCGCGCCCGGAGUGGGAGCGCCGGGCCGGCAAGAUCGGGUGGAGGUUCGAGGGAGGCAAGUGCAUACAUUGA